Molecule: messenger RNA, 1536 nt
Organism: Glycine soja
Lineage: Eukaryota; Viridiplantae; Streptophyta; Magnoliopsida; Fabales; Fabaceae
Product: mitochondrial dicarboxylate/tricarboxylate transporter DTC-like
Exons: 6
Coding region: 177-1082 (301 amino acids)
Molecular function (GO): oxoglutarate:malate antiporter activity
Source: RefSeq, a predicted model, not a curated record
UAAAUGCGCUUCUAACUUCUAAAUAGUGUGUGUGGUCUCUCUCUAUACUAUAGGUCUCGCCCAAUACCUACUCUCCGCUCCCAAGAGCACGCACCACCACUAUUGCACUUCUUCCUCGUUCUCCCUCUUUUUCUUCUUCUUCGCUAAACCCUUUUUUCUAUCUCACUAACACAACAAUGGGAGACGAGAAGAAGGGCAAGCCUGCUGCUUCCGGCGUGUGGUCCACCAUCAAGCCUUUCGUCAAUGGUGGAGCCUCCGGCAUGCUCGCCACCUGCGUCAUUCAACCCAUCGAUAUGAUCAAGGUGAGGAUUCAACUUGGGCAAGGAUCAGCUGCGCAGGUCACUUCCACCAUGCUUAAGAAUGAGGGUUUUGCUGCCUUCUAUAAGGGUCUAUCUGCUGGAUUACUCAGGCAGGCUACAUACACCACUGCCCGUCUUGGGUCAUUUAAAAUCUUGACGGCCAAAGCUAUUGAGGCUAAUGAUGGGAAGCCCCUGCCACUGUAUCAGAAAGCUCUAUGUGGGCUGACUGCUGGUGCUAUCGGAGCAACUGUUGGUAGUCCAGCAGAUUUGGCACUCAUUCGGAUGCAGGCUGAUGCAACAUUACCUGCUGCUCAGCGCCGAAAUUACACUAAUGCCUUCCAUGCACUCUAUCGAAUUACUGCUGAUGAAGGGGUUUUGGCGCUUUGGAAAGGUGCUGGGCCUACUGUUGUUAGAGCCAUGGCAUUGAACAUGGGCAUGCUUGCAUCUUAUGAUCAAAGUGUUGAGUUCUUCAGGGAUUCUGUUGGUCUUGGUGAAGCUGCUACUGUUCUAGGUGCAAGUUCCGUUUCUGGAUUUUUCGCAGCAGCUUGCAGUUUGCCAUUUGACUAUGUGAAGACCCAGAUCCAGAAGAUGCAACCUGAUGCUGAUGGAAAAUAUCCAUACACUGGCUCUGUUGAUUGUGCUGUCAAAACCUUCAAAGCAGGUGGACCGUUCAAAUUUUACACUGGAUUCCCUGUCUAUUGUGUUAGGAUUGCUCCUCAUGUCAUGAUGACAUGGAUUUUCCUCAACCAGGUUCAGAAAUUGCAGAAAUCCUACGGGUUGUAGUUCCCCGUGGUAAUUUGAACAUUUUGUGUUGAAUUCAAGCUUUGAGCAUAUUGAAUAAUUUGUUGGGUGUAGUUCCCUUUUUGGCAGCUAAACACCAAUGGAGCUGAUCAUUUUUAAGUUUAAUUAAUCAUGCGACUGAAGCAGGAAUUUGCAUACAAACAUUGUAUUAGUGAUAUAAUAUAGAAUUGGAUGCGGCUGGAGCAGAAUAGUAUAAUUCCAUUUUAGCAUGGAUGUCAUUGAGAAACUUGUGGAGAUGUCCAAAACUAGAAUAAGUAAUCCUAUCUCAGACAGCAUUCCGACAUCAAGUUUUGUAAUUUCUUUCCAUAUGUGGGAAGUAUUUUUUUCAACCAUAUUAUUUCUUAUUGAGCAGUGAUACACGUACCCCACCCAACACCUGAAAUAUUAAACGGGUGUAGUUGAAAUAAUAAAAUAAUAUAUUUAAAGGGGUGGCUAA